Insectozyma verbasci is the source of this 1689-nucleotide messenger RNA. The record is from the annotation of a GenBank genome assembly. Lineage: Eukaryota; Fungi; Ascomycota; Pichiomycetes; Serinales; Debaryomycetaceae.
AUGGGUGUGACAUCAUUGUGGAGUGUUUUAGAACCCGCUUUUGACAAGAGGGUUCCAAUUGAUAAAUUCAUUGCAGAUUUUAUUGACAAACAUGGUAGAUUACCUAAAUUAGCUGUUGACGGUAAUUUAUUUACAUUCCUUUCAAAGAACAGAGAAUUUCAAGGUAUUGAAAAAGAAGAAGGAGUUACUAUCACCAAUUUUAAAAGCAAAAUCAUGAAUUUAAUAUAUUCAGGUGCCAAAGUUGUUGUCAUAUUUGAUGGCUCACUAAAACCAGCAAAGCUAAGAAAUGGGUGUGGUUCAUCAUCUGCUGCAGAAAAAACUUAUUCAGAAUAUUAUGAGUUAUUUAAAAGAACUCAAUUUUAUUCAGAAGGAGAUGAUUUAAUUGAAAAAAUUAAGGAUAUGUUGGUUGAGAAUAAAAUUCCAGUAUUACAAGCUCCAGCUGAAGGUGAAGCGACUGCAGCUUAUCUCAAUUAUCUCAAUAUUGUCGAUUUUAUAAUUACAAAUGAUGUGGAUGCUUUGAUCUUUAAGGCAAAGAAUGUACUUUUAAAUUAUAGUAAAUCAAUUGAAAAUAAGGCUGCAUCACCUCUGAAAAAAGCUGGUAAAUAUUAUGUUACUCCAGUUUCAAUGGCCAAGAUUGAAGAGAUUACAUUGUUAAAUAUAAAUCGUUUGAUAUUUUUAGCAUUACUCAGUGGUGGGGACUACUCAAGAGGUCAAACAAAGAUCGGCAUUAAACAUGCAACAAGUUUAGCCUUGUGUGGCACUAAAAAGUCACAAUUCUACACGAGAAAUAGAUUAAAGAUUGAAAAAAAUUCACCAAUAAAUGAAAUUCCACCUCCAGAUUUUGCUGAAAAUUUAAUCAAGUGUUUCACAGAUGACUAUAAAGAAUUAAAGGAUGAAAAAACAAGAAAUGAAAAUUUAUCUAGAUUUCAUCAUCGAUUGAAAGACUAUGUAAAACGUAAUAAUAGAGAUGUGUUUGGAAACAAAGUUGAAUUAUAUUCGACUGAUGACGAGUUAUUUAAGGAAUUCAAUGUACUUUUAUAUCUCUUUCCAUUGGUUAUUGAAAAUUUCCACUUUAGGUUCAAAGACUUAGAUUUAAAUGAUGUUCAUAUUGAAAAGAAAGACACAGAAAAGAAUGGGCUUGAAGUAGUAAAAGCUGUUUAUGUUGGCUCACAUAAUCCUAAAGAGUUUUGGUCUUCUUUAAGUUUCAUUAAAUUACAAGCUCCACAUUUAGUUGUCGAAUUUAAUAACAAACUACGUAAGAAGAAUUAUGGGAUAUCUGAGAAAUCAGUGGAAGUGAUGAAUAAAUUUACGAAGCAAGAUUCAACAAGUCCGAUUAAAUCACCAGAUGGUAGUUUAAAAACGAGAUCAAGAUCAAGAUCGAGAUCAAAUCUGAAAACAUCACUUCGGAAACCACAAAAACGGAAAGCAUCACCUUCUAAAUCACCUCAAAAAAGUAAAAAGGUAAAUGAAAAUGGUCAAAGGAGUAUUCAAGCAUUUUUCAAAAAUAGUUCAAUUGUCAAAUCUACUACACCAACUGAUGAUAAUCCAUUUUUAAAUAAACCUGAUUUGAAAUUUAAUAAUAAUUCAUUUAUGGAAAAAUUAUCAGAUAUAAAUGAAGCAAGUAAAGAAGUAAUUACAGUAGAUGAUCAAAGUGAAACAAGUAAAGAAGUAAUUAUAAUUCAUGAUUAA